AUGACUUUCGGGUAUAAUACGAAAUAUGAUGCGAAAGCGAAGGAGCAACGGAGACCGCUAGUCCUUAUAGGUCACAGUUUUGGCGGUACCAUAAUUGAGCACGCCUUCGUCAAAGCAUCCUUAGGUGGGGAAUACGCGAACAUCUACAAAUCAAUCGCCGGCAUAUUCCUUUUCGGCGUUCCAUUCCGCGGAAUAUAUCUCAAUGAUGUCAUCUCUAUGCUUGACUACGACUGGGAGCUCGCAAGCCAGGGCCACGAACUGGUUAGAGAUAUUAUAUACGAGACGCAACGAAUUACUCAUACGUGCGAAGUCUUCAUGAAUCGAAUUACGGAGAGAAAAGUACCUAUAUAUUCAUUUCAUGAGAAGGAAAAGACGAGGAGGGUUAUCCAGAAAGACGGGGUCUAUGGGAGAUACGGGGACUACGUAAUAGUGGUCAGCAAAAAUUCUACAGUACUGGAGACCCCUGGAUUCGAGAGUAUACCAGCCGACGGGGAUCACUCAACUAUAGUCAAGUUGAAGAGUGCGCAGGAUGAAACGUAUACAACCGUUCGUGAUCGUCUCAAGAUAAUUAUCCAGGAGGCGGAGGCUGCGGAGGCUGAGAGGCAAGCACGCGCAAACGAUCUUUUUGGCUUAAAUGGUGACCGCCUAUCGUUGGACAAGACUGACCUUGAGAAGGUACCGUAUGUCCAUAGUGCGGCGUUCGAUUCUGAGACCGAUGAAUUGGACGCGAGGUGUCAUCCUGAGACACGAAAAGAACUUCUAAAGCAAAUUAAGGACUGGGCACAAGAUCCUGACGGCAAAUGCAUAUUUUGGUUAAAUGGCGUAGCUGGCACAGGGAAAUCUACAAUAUCUCGAACAGUGGCCCAACUUUUUAAUGAUGAUGACGACAUUCAGUUGGGAGCCAGUUUCUUUUUCAAAAGAGGCGAAAGUAAUCGCGAUAAUGCCUUUAGGUUUUGGACUACAAUCGCUGUCCAAUUAACAAGGAACAUACCCGGGCUGGUACCCUACGUUCAGAAUGUGAUUCAAGAAGAGCCCGAUAUUGCAACAAAGGCGCUUGAAAAGCAAUUUAGAACUUUGGUCUUCCACCCUCUUGAAAAACUUAUAGAGGCCAAUUCUUCUUCUGCGGCCCCUGAGGAAAAUAACAACCGAGCUCUCGUACCGCUAGUCUUUGUGAUUGACGCCCUGGACGAAUGUGAGGGAGAUACAAAAGUCAGGCAGAUUUUGGAUUUUCUUUCGGAAAUGGCAAAAUUAAAAAUUGUGCGUGUGCACAUACGGAUUUUCCUAACAAGCCGACCGGAGCUCCCAAUUCGUCUCGGCUUCGAUAAAAUGUCUGCCGAUACUCAUGACCGCAUGAUACUUCAAGACGUUCCUCCGGCCACUAUUGAACACGACAUAUCCGUUUUUCUCAAAUGGGAGUUUUCGAAAAUUAGAUCCGCCUUCAAUAUCACACAACGGGAAUACUCCGCAGAUUUUGAACUUCCCCUGGAUUGGCCUAGAGCAGGCGAUAUUGAAAGGCUUACAAAAAUGGCGAUUCCUCUAUUCAUUUACGCGUCAACUGUUUGUCGAUUCGUUGGAGAUAAGUUAAACUGGGACCCGCGGCAACGACUGGCUAUCAUUUUGAAGUACGGGACAACUUACACCGAAGGAGGAGAAGACUCUCAGCUGAACCGGACUUAUCUUCCUGUCUUAAAACAACUUGAAUCCGGUCAAUCUGAAACACAGCUUGAAAGAUUCGCCCAGGAAUUUAGAACUAUCAUCGGAUCGAUCGUGGUAGUUGUAGAUCCCCUACCGAUAUCAACGCUGGCAGAUCUUCUUGGUAUAACUAAAGAAAAGGUCAACGGGAAGUUAGUGCACUUGCAUUCUGUUCUUAGUAUUCCUGCCGAUUCAGCCUUACCUAUCCGGUUUCUACAUCUUUCCUUCCGAGAGUUCCUUGUCGACCCUGACAAAAAAAGGAGCGGAACAGACAGAAAUAAUUGGUUCUGGAUCGACGAACGAGAAGCACACAGGAUGAUGGUGACAAAGUGCCUCGACGUACUCUCAACCCAUCUUAAGGAAAAUAUAUGUGGCCUAGAAUACCCAGGGAUGCCACGAAAAAAGCUCAGAAGUGCCCGGAUAGAUGAACAUCUACCGCCACAUGUUCGAUAUUCUUGUCGUUAUUGGGUUCAUCACCUGGAACGUAGUUCUACCGGUAAACCCAUAGUUGAUCAUGAUAUAGUCCACACAUUUUUGUGUAAACAGUUCUUAUAUUGGCUCGAGGCACUGAGUAUUAUUGGGUGUAUGUCUGAGGCCAUCGACUUCGUCGAAACUUUGUGUUCACUCACAGAAGAAAAAGAAGGAUCUGGAGUAUCUGGGUUCCUUAGAGACGCUAGAUAUUUCCUCUCUCAAAACUGGCACAUAGUUGACGAGGCCCCCCUUCAAGUCUACUCGUCCGCCAUAAUUUUUAGUCCGGAAACAAGCAUCGUAAAAGUUCAGUUUCAAAAACACAUUCCAAAGUGGGUUUGCAGAUUCCCAAAAAGUUCAAAAUUCUGGAGCGGAAAUCCAAAAAUACUACAGGCGCACUUUCCGUCAGAUCAUAGGGUCGAAUUCUCUCCUGAUGAUAAGUGGCUAGUAUCAGCAUCUAUCCUCGGUACGGUCGGGCUCUGGGAUGUAUCGACGGGUCAGCGGAUAAAAUUUUUAAACUUAAACACCAACGGGUUCCCCGGAGUGGCUUUUUCGCCGGAUAGCAAAGAACUAGUAAUUUCUUCGGGUGGUAGCCGUCUGAUAGCUUGGGAUACGGCGACUGGCCAACAAAUAAGAGAUUACGAAGGCGAUGGACGGAAUAUUAGUAUCUUGCUGUUUUCUCCUGAUGGUAAGGGAUUGGCAAUGGUAGCGGAUGAUACGGAGCUUAGCCUUUGGGAUGUAGAGACACAGCAGCUGACGAAAACUUUCGAGAUCGGUCGGAAGGUUGUGAAAUUAGGCUUCUGUUCAGAAGGGAAACAACUAGUAGCGUUGUCAUCUCCUGAUAGUGGCUAUUCGACCCGGACACAUAUUCAUGAUUCGGUUGAGCUUUGGGUUGAGCUUUGGGACAUACCAACAGGGGAAUUACUAUGGAUUUUCCCAAUAACCUCGCCCCCCCACGCUCCGAUUAAAUUUAAAGCGAAUUUCUCCUUUGACGGGGAAAUAUUGGCACUAAUGGGGGAAAAUUCGAUUCAAGUAUGGAACCUGGCGACGAAACAGCUGGAGAGGAACCUAAAUUACAUUUACAGGACCUUAGUAGCUUGUUAUGAUUUCGACCGCAAGCAACUAGUAGAAGCGACAUAUGGCGAACUAGGAUUCUGGGAUGUAGAAACAGGAGAAAAAAAGAGAAUUAUCGGCCAAAAAGCGGGCCCUGGCAACGUCUACGAUAUUGCUUCAUCUCGCGACGGGAAGCGGGUAGCAGCGGCGUUGUCCGAUGGUAUCAUUCAACUUUGGGAUACCAACGCGCGCGUGGCGGGGGCCAAGGCUAAGGAGACCAAUGCACAGUCAAUAAAGGCUUCUAAAAGAGGCUUUGAUAGAAACACAUUAGUUCGUAAAUAUCCUAGAAUCGUUUUUUCGGAUGAUGGAAAGCAGUUGGUAUUAGGAACAGAACGGAAAAUCAUGGUCUGGGAUAUAGAAACGAAACAAAAGCUUCGCCAAUUUGAAGCAGAGUCCGGGGACAUUCAACCCUACAAAGCCUUUCAAAUUGUUGCCCUCUCGCCUGACAGAAAGCUGUUAGCGUCAGCGUCAUUCGACUAUUAUGUCAAAAUUUGGGACACAGAGACAGGGCAUUUGCUAAAAACUGUCUGGUCAGAAUAUUCCUCUCAGAGUUUGCAUUUUUCGAGCGACAACGAACGCUUAAAGACCGAUAGGCAGACCAUUUUUGUCUCUUCAUCCCCUCUCCGUAUUAUCCCUAAGAAGCCGGCCUCGAGUCACAUCCUUCUUAAGGAUGGCUGGGUAACUCAGCAUGGUCAAAAUAUUCUUUGGUUGCCGCAUAGUAACCGAGGCAGGUGCUCAGCUUCUAAUGACAGGCUCCUUAUCCUCGGUCAUGACUCUGGAGCUGUCAGCUUUUUCGAAUUUAACUAUGUAUCUACUGAGGUUGAAGACGCCUAA
Molecule: messenger RNA, 4107 nt
Organism: Orbilia oligospora ATCC 24927
Lineage: Eukaryota; Fungi; Ascomycota; Orbiliomycetes; Orbiliales; Orbiliaceae
Exons: 7
Coding region: 1-4107 (1368 amino acids)
Molecular function (GO): protein binding
Source: RefSeq, a predicted model, not a curated record